AUGAUCAAGGUGCUGCCAGGUCGCAUCCAAUGCUUGGCUGCCGGGGAGUCCAGCACCGCCGUGUGCGGCUGGGAGAACAAGUGCGUGGCCAUUGGGACCAACGGGCUGCCCACGCCCAGCACCAACGUCUGCUCGGCAGGCCGCAAGUUCGUCACGUACGCAAAGGACUCGCCAGUCGUUGGCGCAUGCAAGGGCGAUGAGAAGGUCAACUCCUGGGUCCCUUACUGCUGCGAUCAAGACGUCGACAUGUCGUCGUUCAAGUGGUCCGGGGUCGCAGGCACAGCCGGAGACGGCUCCGACAAGUGCAACGACGCGAAGAUCUGUCUCCUGGGCAAGACCUCCAUCGCCACCUCGUACCUGGGCGCCGGAAAGGACUACGUCAAGCGCACGUUCUGUGCGGACCCAAACGCCCUCCGAAGGACCAUCAAGACUCUCCCGGUACCGUUGGAGAACAUCUUCCCGCACCCGGGCCCGGAUAAGGACGAGCAGAAGUGGCAGGUCGAGCUCGAGCCGACCAUGGGCAGCGCCGGUCCCACCCCCGAGGAGAGCACUAACGCGGACAAGAACUCGUUCGGCUGGUACAUCAUGUCCGGGCCGAGGGCCGAGCUCGCCUCUCUGGACAAGCGGGACGGAUCCCACUGGGAGCUCUUCGACUGCGAGCCGAGCGCGAACCACGAGGGCCGGCAGACUGUCAGGGCCAUGUGUACCGACAGCUCCUACAUGAGCAACUGCGGCGUCAUCCAUGAGGGCCGCGGAGUCGUAGGAACUGUCAUCGAGAUGCCUGCCGGCUGUGGUCCCGGGAAGCAUGCCAUGGCCGUAUCUCUCGAGCCGUCCCGGAACCAGUCGCUUCCUCGCCGGCUGGAGAAGCGAGCGGACGAGCUGGCUGACUCUCCUAUUUUCGACCUCACCAAGUACGAGCUGGUCAGGCACACGGUCAACGAGCAGUCCCGCUGGAACAUCCACGAUGAAUCCGUGUCCUGCAACAUCAAGGGCGUGGACACGACGGGCUACUUCACCGCGUGGGCGGACCUCAACGUCAACAUCCAGUGUUUCUCCUUAAACUUCCAAACCCCUUCCAACCGGUCGAGUGUGAAGGAGCGUGCCCGCCUCUUCCAAAAUUAG
This is a messenger RNA of Colletotrichum destructivum, 1122 nucleotides long. RefSeq lists its product as uncharacterized. NCBI's taxonomy places the organism in Eukaryota, Fungi, Ascomycota, Sordariomycetes, Glomerellales, Glomerellaceae. The record is from RefSeq and is a predicted model, not a curated record. Bases 1 to 1122 code for a protein of 373 amino acids. The transcript has 3 exons.